Messenger RNA from Geodia barretti, 1083 nucleotides. Lineage: Eukaryota; Metazoa; Porifera; Demospongiae; Tetractinellida; Geodiidae. The record is from the annotation of a GenBank genome assembly.
GGCACUGAUCCGCGCCGGGCUCAAGGAGCUCGCGCAGUGAGCGAGGCCCGGAUUGUCGCCGGCGCGGCAGAGCCCGAAGACCGGAUCGAUAGCGGCCUCAGACCCCGCAAGCUCGACGACUUCGUCGGCCAGCGUGCAAUACGAGAAAACCUGCGGGUUUUCAUCACCGCCGCGGCCGAACGAGGCGAGGCCCUCGACCACGUGCUGUUCUACGGCCCGCCGGGCCUCGGCAAGACGACGCUGGCGCAGAUCGUCGCACGCGAGCUCGGCGUCGGUAUCCGCACGACCUCGGGCCCGGUCAUCGCGCGCGCCGGCGACCUGGCGGCGAUCCUGACGAACCUCAACGAACGCGACGUGCUGUUCAUCGACGAGAUCCACCGGCUCAACCCGGCGGUGGAAGAGAUCCUCUACCCGGCGAUGGAGGAUUCGCAGCUCGACCUGAUUAUCGGCGAGGGGCCGGGCGCCCGUUCGGUACGCAUCGAUCUGCCGCCCUUCACCCUGGUUGGUGCGACGACGCGCACCGGCCUCAUCACGACGCCCUUGCGCGAGCGCUUCGGCAUUCCGCUCAGGCUCGACUUUUACGAAGUCCCGGAGCUGGUCGAGAUCGUGACCCGCAAUGCGAGGCUUCUCGACGUGACGCUCAGCGCCGAUGGGGCGGCGGAGAUCGCCGCCCGCUCCCGCGGUACGCCGCGCAUCGCAGGCCGCCUGCUGCGCCGGGUGCGCGACUUUGCGGCGGUGGCCGAUGUCGAGUUGAUCGAUGCCGGCAUCGCAGACCGGGCGCUCAACCGGCUCGAGGUGGACCAGCGCGGUCUCGAUUCGAUGGAUCGGCGCUAUCUCGCCUGCAUCGCCGAGAACUAUGACGGUGGCCCGGUGGGAAUCGAGACCAUUGCGGCGGCGCUCUCCGAACAGCGCGACGGGUUGGAGGAGGUGAUCGAGCCCUUCCUGAUCCAGCAAGGCUUCGUGCAACGGACACCGCGUGGCCGGAUGCUGACCCGGCACGGCUUCGGUCAUCUGGGUCUGGCGCAGCCUGAGGAGGCACCGCGCCAACUCGCCCUGCUCGACGAAGGCCAUGGCAACCGUUGA